Molecule: messenger RNA, 1789 nt
Organism: Anoplopoma fimbria (sablefish)
Lineage: Eukaryota; Metazoa; Chordata; Actinopteri; Perciformes; Anoplopomatidae
Gene: gkap1
Product: G kinase anchoring protein 1
Exons: 12
Coding region: 207-1358 (383 amino acids)
Biological process (GO): signal transduction
Cellular component (GO): Golgi apparatus
Source: RefSeq, a predicted model, not a curated record
UGGAUCGGUCAUACUUUUAUUUUCCAACGUGUUUACAAUGAAACAAAGGGGAUCGGAUUGCAAAAGAGCAACACGUUAAGCCAAAGGGCGAUAACCAAUCGCGUUUAUCCUUUUUGUCUCCACCGGGCUGCUGUACUCCGGCAUCUGGUAGCGAAACCUACAGUAACCGACAACACCUUCACGACCAGUUAGUUUAACCUUUGGAAAUGGCAUCUUCUGCGAUGAUCUCCGUCCCCACCACCGCCUCCCGCUUCGCCCUGCUCCAGAUAGACUCGGAUUCGGAGUCCGACGCCUCCGACUCGGGGAAGACCACCACCAAGACCGGACGGGACGGGAAGCCUCGGCAGGGGAAGGCAGGAGCAGCCGGGGGUAAAGCGGCUCAGGCCAACGACAAGAAGAAGGACAAGAAAAAGAAGAAGAAGGAACAGCAGCAGUCUGAGGCGAACGAGUUACGCAAUUUGGCCUUCAAGAAGCUUCCUCAGAAGUCUUCUGCUCCGCCUCCCUGUAUGACGCUGUCUGGAAUAGCCGGUGAACUUCUCAGUCCUGCAGCAGCCGACCACAAUAUGCCUCCAGAGGGGUGGCAGCAGUGGAAGCAGAGGGAUGAGCAGAUUACCUCUGAGCUUUAUGAGGCUGACUUGGAAAAGGCCUUGAUUCUAAGCCAAAUGGAGUUUGAACAAAAAAAACCAAACAACAACACAAACGCAUCCUCGCCGAAGUCUCGAGGAGGAAAAGAGGGCGGAGGGAAGAAGGACAAAAAGAAGAAUCAGCAGGCAAAAGACAAAAAAACAGUUUCACUGCAGGACUUCCAGGCUGAGGGCAGUGCAGAACAUUUGAAUAAGAAACAAGAGAAAGAGGACGCAAGAGUGGCUAACCUAGCGUUGGGAGUCGGGCAGGAGGAGCGUUUUUUCAACAAGUUGGAGGAUGAUGUCACUCGGAUUGUCCAACAGGAGAAGAGACGUGAGCAGUACACCAACAGUCACGGACAAGAGGUCAUCACCUCGACAGAACAAGAACCGGAUCCCCGAGCAGAGCAGCUGAAGUACGAUCUGGAGAAGAAAGACCAAGAAAUCGAUAAGCUAAAGAAGAACAUCGUACAGUGGGAGGGGAAAUACAGAGAGGUGAAAGCGAGAAAUUCCCAGCUGCUUAAGAUGCUCCAACAAGGAGAGAUGAAAGAUAAAGCAGAACUCCUUCUACAGGUAGAAGAGCUACUACACAUAAAAGAAGAACUGUCAUUACAGGUAACAUCACUUCACGCUGCCCUUGAACAAGAAAAGUCUAAAGUCAAAGGUCUGCAGACAGAUCAACCAAAACAUCAGGGAAACAAGAAAGGGAAGAAAGGCCCAGAGAUGGAUCUAUGAAGGUCCCCAAUGGCCCUAAAAGUCAAAUGAAAUAAACGAAUGAACAAAUGAAGAAAAAGCACUGCUGAUCAUAAUCAUGGUUCUCUUACCUUCUCUUCCUUUUAUUAUUUUAUUUUUUUUAGCACGGACUCCUUGUCAGCAUAUAAUGCAUGCCCCCCAAUAUCACACACACACACACACACACACACACACACACACACACACACACACACACACACACACUCCAGAGGCAGCAGGAUGUAUAACACAGCUGAACAAGAAUUGCAGAUGCUUUUUAAAAAAUGGUUAAGUUUAAACUUUGUGUUUAAAAUAGGUCGUUGGUCCGCGGUGCUGCCCUCUGCAGGCACAGACAUCUGUUUUUGGUGGGGUGUUCAAUGCCAAAAUGUUUUGUUUGAUCUCGUUUCUUUCUCACUGUUAAGUAAAUAAAAUAC